AUAUAUAUAUAUAUAGAUGAAUGAUGCAAAAAUAAAUGACAUGAUUGACCGCUGUGAAAAUCGUUUAUCUUUUUUAAAUAAUAAGCUUUCGGAGUAUCGGAAAACAGGUCAUGCAGUACAGUUGACAUCUGAAAAUACUAAAAAGGCUUUGACAAAUCAUGUUACCCUUAUUGAAGCAUCUAUAAGUCGUGCAUUGAAUAGCAAAUUUAAUGAACUGUGUCAUACAAUUGAUGAAGCAGUUGCAAAAGAUUUUCAACAUUUAAAUGAGGCAGAAAUAGUUUUUCAAAAAGAUAUUGCUAUUCUAAACUCAUUGAUAAUUGAAGCAAAAAAAUGUAGUAUUGAGAAAGAUAAAGGAAAUGACACAAUAGAUUACAUAUCUCAAGCUUUAGCAGAUAUUGGAAAAGUAUCAUCUGAAAUGCCCAUUAUAUCAUUAUCAUUCUCAUCAAAAUUAGAAGAAGCUGCACUUAGUAGCAUUGAAGAUCAAGCUGCUGACUUAUUGAAAUUAACUAUGACUGGAAGUGUUCAGAUUGUGGAAUGUGUGGAGAGACCAGGAGCUAUAAUUGUCCGUUGGGAUGAACAAGAAGCUUCUGAUUGUGAAUCUAUUGCUACCGAUAACAGUUGUGUUGUGGAGUAUAUAUUACAAGUUUAUGAAGACGGUGGUAGUCAAGAUGGAAUGUUUCAUAGUAUCUAUGAGGGUGAUGAAAUGCAGUUUACUUUUACGUUUGCAGAGCCAUACAAGACAUACUCAUUUCGUGUAUGUCAACAUACUGUUGCAGGUGCUGGAGUAUAUGGGCCAUGGAGCAUGACAAAAAAAGCUUGUACUACUCUUUCACCUCAUGUUUGGCGUGAGGAAGAUUGUAUUACUGAAAGUAACCUACAGCUUUAUCAAUUAAGUAACAAAUGUCGAACCACCACGAAAAUAUUUCCUGAGAGUUCUCAUAUUUUGCGUUCUAAAGUUGCAAGUUAUAUUUUGGGUCAACAUAUUCAAUUUAAAAUAGAAGAAGCAGGAGAAAGUAGUAUAAACGAUGGCAUUGGAUUUUUGUCACACAACAAGCAAAUAUUUAAACAACUCACACAUUCUCCUAACACCGCUGUUAUGAAUACAAGAGGGACAAUAUUUGUUAAUGGCUUACCUAUGGUGACUAAACUUCCUGCGCUGAAACGAGGUAGCGUUAUGUUAUGUCAUGCUUCACGUCAAAGCUCUGGUAAAUUGCGCGUUACAAUAUCAAUAGAUGAUAAAGAAGUUACGUUUGAUUGGAGCACUCAAUCAGAGCAUUAUGACGCUUUGUAUUUUGCCUGUGGUUUUGAGCAUACUGGUUGGCAAGUUAGUGUGGUGUAAAAAUUGAAUGUAAAUAAAAACAAAUAAAAACAAUUUUGAUACAUAGAAUUUAUUUAAAUGUUAUGAUUUAAAUUAAUUUUUGUAAAAAUACUCCCUUUGUUCCAAAAUAAUGUUCCGAUUUACAUUAGUAUUACAUUACAAUGUAAUACUAAUAGUGUAUUGAAUGUUCAAAAAAAAAAUUGUAUAAAAAAAUUAACAACAAUUUAAUUUCAAUAACUCUUUACGUUGAAUGCAAAUCGGGACAGUAUUUCGGAACGGAGAGUUUAUAAAACACAAAGUAUUGUGUCUUAUAAAUUAUUGUUAUUAUCGCUAGGCAUUUAUAAAUUUUUUAAACGCUCAUCGAUAUUGGACGUUUGUACAAAGUAUUGCAAAUGCAGUAGACAUUUGGUUUCUG
Hydra vulgaris (swiftwater hydra) is the source of this 1733-nucleotide messenger RNA. Its product is annotated as cytokine receptor-like factor 3. NCBI's taxonomy places the organism in Eukaryota, Metazoa, Cnidaria, Hydrozoa, Anthoathecata, Hydridae. The record is from RefSeq and is a predicted model, not a curated record. Gene Ontology annotation, molecular function: protein binding.